GGAUGAAUGGGGCCCGGUCUGGCUGCGAACUACAGCUCCUUGACCCGCAACGUGGUGGCGGCUACGGGGGAAGCGAGCCCGCCGCGGACGGGACGGAGAGGUCCUCGGGCGCGGCGGCGAUGUUCUGUGCGGCGGCCGAAGCAGCAGCCCGGCUUCCUGGGGUAGCGGUCUAGGCGGGCGCUUCCUCAGCGCGCCCGCUCCCCUUCCCCUGCCCCGGCCAUGCGCCCGGCUCUCGGGGUGGGCCUGGUGUUCGCCGGCUGCUGCAGUAACGUCAUCUUCCUGGAGCUCCUGGUCCGGAAGCAACCAGGAUGUGGGAACAUUGUGACAUUCGCCCAAUUUUUAUUUAUUGCUGUGGAAGGCUUCCUCUUUGAAGUUGAUUUGGGAAGGAAGCAGCCAGCUAUCCCAUUAAGGCACUACGCUAAAAUGGUGGCCAUGUUCUUCACCUCCAACUUGGUGAACAACUACGCGCUGAACCUCAACAUCGCCAUGCCCCUGCAUAUGAUAUUUAGAUCUGGUUCUUUAAUUGCCAACAUGAUUCUAGGAAUUAUCAUUUUGAAGAAAAGAUACAGUAUAUGCAAGUAUACCUCCAUUGCUCUGGUGUCUGUGGGGAUAUUUAUUUGCACUUUCAUGUCAGCGAAGCAGGUGACUUCGCAGUCCAGCUCAAGUGAGAAUGAUGGAUUCCAGGCAUUUGCAUGGUGGUUACUAGGUAUCGGAGCACUGACUUUUGCUCUUCUCAUGUCAGCAAGGAUGGGUAUUUUCCAGGAGACAUUAUACAAACAGUUUGGGAAGCAUCCCAAGGAGGCUGUGUUUUACAAUCAUGCCCUUCCACUUCCUGGUUUCAUCUUCUUGGCUUCUGAUAUUUAUGACCAUGCAGUUCUAUUCAAUAAGUCUGAAUUAUAUCAAGUCCCAGUUGCUGGUGUGACAGUGCCCAUCAUGUGGUUCUACCUCCUCAUGAAUGUCAUCACCCAGUACGUGUGCAUCCGGGGUGUCUUCAUCCUCACCGCAGAAUGUGCCUCCCUCACCGUCACGUUGGUCGUGACCCUGCGCAAGUUCGUGAGCCUCAUUUUUUCCAUCUGGUACUUCCAGAACCCUUUCACUUGGUGGCACUGGCUGGGCACCGUGUUUGUCUUCAUCGGGACCCUGAUGUACACAGAGGUGUGGAACAACCUGGGGGCCAGAAAAAGCCAGCCUCACAAGGAGGACAAGAAGAAGUGAGGUGUGCCUGGAAUACGUGUUGUCAUGAGCAAAGGGCUGGCCCCUGUGUCCUUUUUGUUACUGCUGAGUGCCCCCCACCCCCAGCCAGAGAAUGCUCAGAAGGAGGGGACUUCUCAGAUUACUUAUGACUUUAUAGACCAACAUUUGUGGACUCUGAAUAGGAACCCCUCAGUCCUGCAAUAGAAAAAAAGAACAGAUCUUUACUACUGAACAGCCUGUUCAUUUGUUACUCCUGUUUUGGUUACCCACAUAUUGAGUAUUGUACUUGUUUAUUGUAUUCCGAGUCCACAGGGCUCAUAGUCAUGCUCUUGGUCAAGACUCUCCCUCUGGUUGCUGUUCUGAAGCGUCUCUGCUUUUCCAGUCGUUGUCAUCUGUGCCUCCUCCCUUGUUCCUCUGUCCCUUUGCACCCCUCACAGUGCUCUUCAGACGCCGCAGCAUCGUCGUCAGGAACCAGUGAGGCCCGGUGGGUCGCGGCACCGUGACGUCGGGGUGCGACCUGCUCCAGUGCGCUGGGAUGGGGCAGUUCUCUGGAAGCCGAGCCCCUGGAGCGGGAGGGCUGCGAGUGCUCUCCCCCGUGUUGCUUUAUUUUCUUCCUGUGCAAAAGUCAUGCUUCCCCGUCUCCCCUUUCUGUGCUUCGAGCAAACCUGCCGCCUGUCUUUACAGCACAGUGUUAGCAAGGAAAGGUUGUGUGAAUAGGGGAUGAGACGUGUCUCCCCUCCAUUUUCUACACAAAGCCAGUAGCUGAGAGCUGAGAUGGCGACACCAGCAGGGCCCAGAGGAGCCGGCCUGGGUCAGCACCCAAGAGCCGCAGUGCCCCCACUAGGCCCAGCCAGGCAUGCGCAGUGUUGCUUCUAAGAGGGUUGAGGAAGCCUUUGAUUCUUCAGCAAAGAUCCAGAUCUGCCUGUCAACUCUGAUAGACUUGUCACGCCCCCUGGUGAGUAGACUGGUACAAUUAAUGGUGUGGCGUGCAAAUUGGGUCAAAUCACAACUGAAUUGCCAGGCUUUUUUUUCCUAUAAGCCAUCUUAAUGUUCUUGGUGGCAGUGGUGUGAAGAUAAACCAACCCUGUUUCUCCUUGCUCACGAAGGCCUCUUAUGUUUGCAGGGUGCAGAUUGUGUUCUUAAGUUGAGGUGCAGCUCUCUGGGGCUCCCUCCAUGGUGAGCAGUGUUUACUCCACUGUCGGGAGCUCUUCUCUGGGCUCUGAGAGGAGUGUCCGGCAGUCACUUUGGGGAGUCACUUAAGCAACCUCAGUUUUUUGUUAACAUAAAAUAUGGAAACCAUUUCGUCACUUCAAAGUCUUGAGACUAAUUUGUUGUUCUGUUCUUUGACCAUUGUCCAGGCCUGUAAUGGUCUCUUCUGGAAGAUGCAGGCUAAGUAUGAACCUAUUUAUGGGAGCAAAAGAUACCUUGACUUUUGCAGAGUUCUUUAGACUGACGGUGCUAUAAAUACCAUGUGUUAAAUAGCCUUUUAAAAACAAAAUGAACAAGAGCUGUUUUUGUGAUGAUUGUUUCAUGGAAGAGCCUGUCCCCCCAGAUUGUAGGGUCACUGCGUGUCUAGAGUCCGACUGUGCAUGCAGCACAUGUGCACUGCUGGCUGAACACAGCACCACCCUCCCUAUACUGAGGGAAUUGUUGCCAUUUUUAAGUCAUUGAAAUGAGUUGAAGUACACAGAGGCAUUUAAGUGGGUCCAUUAGGUUUUAGAGUCUGGUUUUUGAGAGUGUAUAUCUCAGCCUGAACAACUCUGCUGGUCUGGUUCACAGGAGGGUCGGUCUGUGUGGGUAGAUUGGGGUCCUCGUAUAACAGCAAGCAGGAUGCCUGAAACGCCCUGUGAAUGGACUUUUCUCUCUAGUAGUUGAAUGAAAGGAAACACAUCUACCAGACCGUAGGCAAUACGUUUUUCAACCACUCUUUAUUUUUUUAACUGUUUCUUCUCCUUGGUUAACUGAUUUUUCACUUUAGGUUGACAUUGAUUUCAGUCUUUGUUAAAAGGGCAAAUAAAACAUUUUGUAGAGGGGCAGUCUCAUAUCUAACUGGAGGAGCAAUGUCUGGGUCAAGACCACGUAAUUUUGUGAGAAGAAAAUACAGUAAUUUUACAAAAGAGAUUGUGUUUAAGACACCUUAACUCUACAGAUCAGAUAGCAAAUGACAGUAGCCAAAAAAACAGUGUGUGUGUGUGGACUCGCGCACCCGUGUGCCCACUUGAUAACCUCACUGGUGUCACAAAUACACUAACAGGAAAAACAGUGGGAAUUUGAAUUACUUUAAUGUCUGCCUCUCCUUCACCACAAUUCUCUCAUCUUCUAGACGCUACCCAUUUUUCAUUAGUAAUUAAUUUUUGAUCCUUUUCUUUGUCAUCCAAACAAAACAACCAUUGAUGCACAUGAUAAGUUUCUGUCAAGAUCUGAAGUAUUCAGACACAAUUCAAACUAGUUUUUUUUUUCCCUUCCUGCCCAGUUAGCCAAAGUGAAAUGCUUUAGUACUGUAUUUUGGUCAGCACUACAAGUGAGGAAAACGAUGAAAGCUGAGUUAUCUGUGUGUCCAUGUUAUCCCUUUUCUUCUGGAAAGAUUACCUGACAUUUUGAAAAGCUCCUAGUAACCAUCUUGGUGUGGUUUCUCAAACCCCUUUCCUCCUGUUUUUUUUUACAGAUUUAGUUUUUUAUUUAUGCAUACAAGAACUGGGGUCUAGGCAUACAAGAACUGGGUGGUGAGAGGAUUCAUCAGAGAUAGAAUGGGAAGCAGAACAGGCGGAUCUACCGAAAUAACACUGCUGGGGGAGCAGUGGGCGAGACAGGAGAGGUCUGCACCAUGUGGGUCAGCUCCCUGGCCAGGGAUCAAACUCGGGCCUCAGUGGCUGGCGAUAGCUUGAUAGUGCUGAGACUUUAACCCCUGCGCCACCAGGGAGGCCCCCUCUGUUUUUUUUUUUUUUUUAUCUCCGAGCCCCCACCUCCAGUUUCUUCAUUGCAGCCUCCUUCCCUCCUGUAGUUUUCUACUGAACUUGAGUUUAUUUCUCUUACGCCUCUACUCUUUGGACCUCUGGAUGCUUUUGUGGAUUUCUACAGGGUAUUUAUAUCUGCAGAGAGGUAUGCUGCAGUACCUGGUUACCAGCCUGCUACUAGGGUGUAAGAAUGUCUGGCAGAGGAGGUGAACAUGUGUGUGUGAUAAGUAUGAACGUGAAGGUGUGUAAAAGUGUAUAUACUCUCACACUCAAAGUAGGGCUGGGACCUCUACCCUGUGUUUGGAAAACUGGUUUUAUUUUGUUCUUCAUUCACUCUCUCUAGCUGACUUCGCCCAACAGUGCCAAAUGCCUAUGGAGAGGGAAGGUGGAAAGCCUUAGGUCAGGGUUAAUUCUGAAUCGAUGAAUUAGGUCUGUGCUUGGGGGGCAGGCUCAUGGUGGGGCCAAAUGGUCUGUUAGUGCAGGGAAGCCCUGAGCCGAUCCCAGUGCACACUGAGCAGACAGCACAGAUCUGAAAUACAGACCCUUCGCUUGUUCUUCAUUUCCCUUUGGCUUGCAGCAAAUAGAAUUCCAAGUAGUCCUACCCUUAGCAGAUAAAACCUUUUGGCCUCGAUAAUUUUCUUCUGAAAAAUGUGAGUGGACCUUCCCUGUGGCAGUUCAUUCUUAGGCUGAAAGAACUGUCAAUAUAGAUAAAAUCCAUUAUUACUAUUGAUUGGAGUGACAUUUGAACACAAGUGGAGCCGUAUUGGUAAGGAAGCAACCAGCAGGAAGCUGGGGGAUGUUCUUUGCCACCAAGCCAGGGCCGGAGACAGGCCCCUUUUCACUGGUGUGUUCGGUUUCCAGCAACUUCCUCAUGGUAGGUGUUGCAGAGAACGGAGAGACCAAUGAUGUCUUCCUCAUUUCUACAUUGCUUGUUCCCACACGGCUUCAGACCUGCAUUACAUGAAUAAAUGAAUGUUCCCCCAAACUAUUAUUCCCUCAGCUUUCUAAGAAACCUGCUAAUGGCUCCAGGUAACUAUUCCCGUCCUUCAUCGGCUGGUUGGCAAGAAAGCAAGUACAAAGAAUCAAUCUUAAGUUUCAAAGCCAGAGGAGGACUGGAGGACAGGUGAAGGACACCCCAGGGGUACUAUCAGCAGGCAGCUUUGUGCUCUGAUUGCUCUCUGGUGGCAGGAGGGAAGACAUAUAUAUUUAGCACCUCACAUCCUCCGAUGCUGAGUGCAAGGAGGUGCCUGUCAGAAUAGCAUUAAAGAGUCUUCAGAGUUUUUGAAGUAGGCUCCUGGGGUGACCCUGCCAUAGCCUGUGUGCUUGGUCUGUGUUGGCUGUUCCUUGGAGCUCAUUGUCUGUUUGCCUGUUCUUAGCAUCGUCCUGAGAUGCUUCAUCUGCUUAAAUCGCUAACCGCCCUAGCAGAUUUUCUCAAUUUCAAUCAAGGCAAGCUGGGACAGUACCAGAGAUGGGGGCGGGGGGAGCUUGGUCUACAUUCGGAUGAAAGAAGACCCAUACUUUUAAAGAAGAAAAGGUGGGAAUAAUACCUCUGACAUACUGAAUUAUUUCUGUCUUUGAGAUGUCAUCAAGGUGUCUGGAAGCGAAGCAAUGGUUAUUCCCCACACCAUAAAAUAUCCUUGUGUAUCACUGGCACUCCCAACUCACUUGCUUUCAUUUCAGAGAAUGGCAGCACCCUCCAAAAUAGAGGAAGGUUCUUAAAGAACGACUUGUAAGGAGGGGCCGUGGGUUUCCAGUCCCUGAGUGCUUCAAACUGUGCUUCAUCUAAAGACCACAGAUGGGGGAGGCGGGGCCUGGGUGGCGGCAGAGACUGUAGAACAGCUAAAGGGCAUUAGUCGGUAUUCAGAUUUCGAGCUGUGUAAAUAUCAAACAUUGGCUUCCAGCCUUAUGAGUUAUUUGAGCAGAGAGUUAAGGAGGAAAGGGAGAUUGUGUGAAUAAAAUGUUUUGCCAAACAAACUGAAUAAGUCUUGUUACUGUGAUUUCUUAUAAAGAACGAAUUUCUAGCUUCUGAAACAACUCAUCACACACACCUGCUUUUUAUCUUGAAUUGUAUAAUCAUUGUUUCUUAAUAAAAGUGAUGAAUUUCUUUCAGGUGUUCCCAAUCACCAUUACCUCUCACGUGCUUGCGUGCCGUUUGAAAAGCUCUCCAACGUUUUUGCCUUGCAUGGGGCGGUGGUGCCUUUUACUAGCAGCGUGCGUGGCAACCUGUCUUCCAGCCUAGCAGCUGGGUCAAUCAUAAAACACUUCUCGGGCUGCAGAUCUGUUUCUACUUCAAACAUUUAAAGAGGCUCUGCCUUCACUGGAGGUUUUAUUGGUUCAUGGCAGUAAGUUUCUGUAGCAAAUCUCUCAAGCCUCUUGGCCUUAGUAGAAAUACAUUGAUUUUUAAAAUGCUGCAAUGGCCAGCUCUUUCAUCUUCAAUCUGUUGCUUUUAAAUAAAUCUUCACAUGGAUGCAACUUUCAAAGUAGUUUCAAUCCCUGGUCUAUUUUUAAAUCAUGUUACUCAGUCGCCCCAACAUACAGAGCACAGAAAGAAAAAAGAGAAAAGAAAAGAGAUUUUGUACCAAAUAUAGCAUAAUUACAAUUAAUCACUUUAAAAAAUCACAGCACAACUUUA
This is a messenger RNA of Talpa occidentalis (Iberian mole), 6780 nucleotides long. It is a transcript of the gene SLC35B4, whose product is annotated as solute carrier family 35 member B4. The transcript has 10 exons. Gene Ontology annotation, biological process: transmembrane transport. Gene Ontology annotation, cellular component: endoplasmic reticulum membrane; Golgi membrane. Gene Ontology annotation, molecular function: UDP-N-acetylglucosamine transmembrane transporter activity; UDP-xylose transmembrane transporter activity. Bases 220 to 1215 code for a protein of 331 amino acids. The record is from RefSeq and is a predicted model, not a curated record. NCBI's taxonomy places the organism in Eukaryota, Metazoa, Chordata, Mammalia, Eulipotyphla, Talpidae.